Messenger RNA from Amphibalanus amphitrite, 7726 nucleotides. RefSeq lists its product as uncharacterized. Gene Ontology annotation, cellular component: extracellular region. Gene Ontology annotation, molecular function: protein binding. The record is from RefSeq and is a predicted model, not a curated record. Lineage: Eukaryota; Metazoa; Arthropoda; Thecostraca; Balanomorpha; Balanidae. The transcript is spliced from 24 exons. Bases 89 to 6637 code for a protein of 2182 amino acids.
AGUUUGCGACGGCGCGCGCGGCGAUGUGGUGCUGUCGGUGACCGCAGCGCGACAUUAGUGAUCCCUGCACACAGAGACGCCGGCGACGAUGCGGUCGUGUGUGCUGCUAGUGGCAGCGGUAGUGCUGUGGGCCGCUCUGCUGCCCGCUGUGCUCGCGUGCGACUGCUGUGAAAGAAACGCUACUCUAUCUGAGUGUGGACCGGGCUCGGAGCUGCGAUCUCGGCCCGACUGUGAUUGUUGUACUGCCUGUGCGAGGCUUCGUGAUCAGAGCUGUAACGACUCGGACCAGCCCUGUGCCGAGGGUCUGGACUGCAGCAGCGAGCGAGUCUGCACAGACCCGGAGAAGUGCCGAAGUGACGGCGACUGUCACGAGAGCCGCUUCUGCCUGGGAGGGGUGUGUACGGACCCGUGUCAGGUUCUGGACCACUGCGACGGCCUGCUGCGACACGGCGCCUGUCAGGUCCGAAACCACCGACCGGUCUGCACCUGUCCACCCACGCUGACACUCGAUGCCGAGAAGAAGGCCUGCGUCAAAGGACCCGGCUGUCAGACUGACGACGGAAAACAGCUGUCAUCAGGAGAGAAGACAGCACGGAGCAACUGCAGUGAGACGUGUCUCUGUGAGGCGAACGGCACGCUCAGCUGCACUCCAACACAGUGUCCACCCGGUUUGUAUGUAUCGGGGGCGUUCGCCGACGACCCAUCCUGUGUGGAGCUGAAGAGCUCCAAUGCUGACCCCUGCUGUGUCAGUGUCGUCUGUCCCGAUGAGCCCUCUUCUGAGGAGCAGAAAGGCGCUACCGAAGCGCCCGCCGCACCCACCACCACCGAGCCUGACCCGACGACACCGCCCGGUGCCGAGACCGCCACCGCGCCGGACGCCGCGCUGGACGUUCUUCCCCUGUCAAUUACCCACAACAGCACGCAGCUGCAGCUGCCGAGCACGGGCGGUCGUCUGACGUACCGCGCUGACGGCAGGCCGCCGGUCACCGUGAACGGCACCGAGCAGCUCGACAGGGUGACGGUGACGGGUCUACUGCCCGGCACUGGCUACGUCUUCACCUGGGUCGGGCCGGCCGGAAACAAGAAACUGCGCGUCGACACCAGGCCCGGCUGCGUGACCAACACCACGUCCUACGGGGUUGGCGAGACCUACCACAUGGGUUGCCAGUCGACCUGCGUCUGCGGCGGCCCCAACCAGCCGGCGUGUCGACCGAGGUGCUCGGUGGCACGAGGGACAGUCACCGACCCACUGUGCUCGGAGAGACCCGACCCUGCUGACCCCGAGUGCUGCGUAGAGCUGGUGUGUGCCGCCAGCAGUCCCGCAGACGAGAUCCUGGCUGAGGAACCGGAAACCACAGAGUUGCCAUCAACAACCACCAGCAGCUCAACCACCGAGUCAACCACCACCUCCGCCGAGCCUUCCACCACCACCACAGAAGACACACCAUCCUCCUCGCCAUCAACGGAGCCCUCCCUGCCCAAACCAAGCCUCAUCGUGACAGCUCGCUCUCACAGCGCCGUCACGCUCGCCUGGGACGACUUCCAACCUCCUCAAUACGCUCAGGGCUACGUGCUGCAGUACCGAAGGACAGGAGGCGAUUACCCCUGGCAGAGACGCGAGCUGCCCCCGCAGCGUGGACAGACCGUGCCGCUGGCCAAGGUGGAUGGUCUGAUGCCCGGAACGGAGUACGAAGCACGCGUCUCACUACACGCCGAUAAUGAUCCGGACGCGCUGGGUGAUUCGACUGAGACGACCCGCUUCACUACCGAUGAUGGCUGCGUGGAAGGCGAGAAGUCGUACGCUGUCGGUGAAAAAUUCAGCCGCGGCUGUGAGGAGAGCUGCACCUGCGAGCUGAAGGGCCGAGUGCAGUGCGCGCCGCGGUGUCCUCCGCCACUGUUCCGCGCCGGUCACUUUUCGGCCGACCCGCUGUGCAAGGAGACGGCACUGGACGAUUGUUGUGUGACAGCCGUCUGUGACACGGCGCCGCUCGACGAGCAUCACCAGCAAGGCGCGGACGGAGUGGACCAGUGUGAGUUCGUCCACUGCGGGCCCAACUCCCAGUGUGAGAUGAUGAAGGCAGCCUCUUCCGGUGGCGAGGCAGACUCCAUGGAGGCACGCUGCAUCUGCGCUCCCGGAUUCACGCAAUCCUGGGACAAGCCCGAUACAUGUGUGAAAGAUUCGGGCAAUGUCAUUUUGAACCGAACCGGUUGUGAGUACGAUGGCAUGCUUUACACGCCCGGAGACGAGUUCUUCAAGAGCUGCGAAUACAGAUGCCGGUGCUCGGUGAAAAAUCAGGUCGAGUGCAAGCCCCGCUGCAAGGUGGACCAGUCAACAAUGCUGGACCUGCCGGCCGGCUGUGUGCGUGUACAUGAGCCCGAGCCAAACCAGCACUGCUGCAUGGAGCUGAAAUGUGACAAUGCAACGUCAGCCGAAGAAAGCACCUCAGAGGGCCCAUUCAUGGAGGACCCCCUAGAAGGCGAGUCGAUCAGCACGCGGUUCGGCGCGGCGCGGCUGGACCCGGCCUCCUCCGACCUCAGGAUCGUCGGUCUCGACGCCGUCGACGCCGGCUCCACGUCUGUCCGAGUGGAGGUGCCCGAGGCAGUAGCUCGCGAGCUCUCCGGAUCUCUGAAGGAGGCACCCGUCACUGUCCAGUGGCGGUAUAUCGGGGACGGUGCCUGGGAGAGCCGUACCGUGCCUCACCGGCUCCUACACCUCGGUGACCGGCUGCUGACCAUGCUAGUCACGGGUUUCGGGAGGCCCGGUGAUGCCAUCCUGAAAGUCAGCCUGAACGGCGAGACGAGCGCGGAGGUGCGCGGGGCCGAUCUCCUCUCCGAGCAGGACGGCGGCAAGAUGAACGAGGAACACACAGGCGCGAACCACGAACAGCCAACGGGCCAGGAGCCAGCAGCGGAUACAGCCGAACCCAUACCAGACGAGGGCUUCGACUGCGUCUUCAACGGCACGUCUUACAAGAUCGGGGACGAGUUCCACGACGGCUGCCGCCAGUUCUGCCUGUGCACCUCCACUGGUGUCAGCUGUGCUGCCAUCGAGUGUCCGCACCACUUCGGCCUCAAGCUGAUCAACCCCGACUGUCUGGAGUGGAGUCAUCCGGAAGACUUCCACCCGACACCCCCCAACUGCUGUCCGGAGGUCACCUGUAUCGACGACGGCAGCUGCCAGUUCCGCGGAGAGACCUUCCGGAACCUGGAGAAGCUGCCCGAGAAGCUGACCGGCUGUGACGUCUGCUACUGCGAGUUCGGCAACGUCACCUGCCAGUCGUCCUGCGCGCCCGUGCCGGCCACUCCGCCGCGCGAGCUGCCCUGCUCUCCGGACCAGAUCACGCUCGGACCUGGACCCAACGGCUGCUGCAAACUCUGGCAGUGCAGCGAUGACGAGACCGCUAACAAGACGACAGGACAAACCGACACGACUGAUGUUGACUCUACGACUGGCGAUGAGUUAGACACUUCGACCUCCCCAGACAAUGUCCAAACAACCGAACCCUCUAUCGAAACGCUCACAGACAACCCUAUCCCACAUGACCUAGAACAUCUCACCCAUGACAAUGUCACUCAGACAGAGAUGCCUUCUUCUAAUGAUUCAGAGGAGCCCACCCUUGAACCAGAAACCACGCCCGAGCCUGAGCCCUCACCACCUGCUCCAGUUGAUCCAGAAGCAACGGAGAGCCUUACAUCUACUGACGACGUCGCAAAUCUGGGUGAGGCUAUUCCAAACGAAGAGACAUCUGAAGCGACUUUGCUUAAGGGUAAACUAACAACAGAAGGCACAGUUGAGCCAGCUUCGGAGAGCUCUGACGUCACAAAAGCCCAGGAGCCAGCUCAAGAGACCGAAGAGAUUCCUGUUUCUAAUAAUGAAGCUUUAGAAGAUGUGAGUACAGGAAACGAGGACACCGACGCGUCUUCUGAGCCAGGAAACCGACCCAAUAAAAUUGUGGUGAUUGAUGGAGAGCGCUACCUGGACUCCAAUGGGAAGCUGUAUCCGCUCCCUUCACUUCCAAACUUUGUUCGCCCAUCAAAUGCGCAACGACCUGUAAAACCAUUUAGGCCACAGCCAGGUCAGCAGCCUCCACGACCAGUUCCACAGAGACCUCUACCUAGCAACGAGGAGUCAAAUCCCGGCAAGCGCCCAGAUGGUAUAGGUGGCGUUCCUCCGCCAAGGCGACCGCCGGUUCCUCCCGAGGAAAGUAAUGACGAAGAAGACGAGCCAUCAGUGGUAGUCAUCGAUGGAAAACGCUUCCUUGAGAGUGGCGGAAAGCUUUUCCCACUGCCGGGAGUGCCAAGCGUCACCGAUCAGGAACAAGACCAACAGACAUCUGGUGCUCCCCAACCGGGAGCUCGUCCGAUCCAGCCAGGAAAGAACGUUCCCCCUAGCCAAGGUUUCCGGCCACCACAGGGCGGCCAUCCGGGAUCGCUAGGACUGCCAGGACAGGGACGACAUCCCGCAAUCGGUGGACAUCCUGCUGCACAAGGUGGCCGCCCAGGCCUGGGGGUGUUCCCUGACACAGGUGGGCGUCCUGGACCUGGAAGACGCCCAGUCAGGCCCAAUGGGCCCGGUGCGCGUCCGAUACUGGUCGGUCCCAACGGGGAGCGGAUCCGCCUGGGUCCCGAUGGUCGUCCCCUGCGGCCAACCGCUUCUAGCGGCCGACCGGGAAGUCCUGGACGUCGCCCCGUCUUCGUUCCACACUCUCAGGAGAGUCCUGAGAUCAUCAUCUUGCCGGACGGACGUCGCGUGCAGGUGUUCCCCGACGGCUCCACUCGCCCUCUAAGCCGACCUACGAGCAGUCAGCGUCCACAGGAGCACCUGAUUGCCAUCGGUCCAGACGGUCAACCGAUCCUGGGUCCAGAUGGUCGGCCCAUCACGAUACCCACCUCCGCUGCCAGAAGACCGAUCGGAGGCAAUCGUCCGACUCCUCUGCACCAGCAGCUACAGCAACAGAACGUCCAUCCCCUCAGACGGCCGCGUCCGCCGUCCCGUGGCGAGAGCGCUGGCGAAUCACUUGGCAACUUCUCUCCCGGAGAUAGGAUUCCAAUUGACAACCGAGGUCGACCAAUCCCGGUCGGACCGAACGGUCCCGUGCGCACACCGGUGUUCGACAUCAUCAUCGGUGACGACGGUCGGCCGAUCACAGACGACGACGGGAGAACGAUGUUGUUCCCGGUUCACGGCGGUGCUGGAGGUGGACCGUCGCCACACCGCGACCAGGAACCAGACGACGCCACUCUGCUUUUGCAACACCUGGCAACAUCGACUCCGCCACCAGAACGCGAGCAGCACCUCGGUCAGCACAAGGAGGUACCGUCUCGGCCUUCUGUGUCCGUGCCUUCCAGCGUGCACACUGAGGGACUCGGCAUCGGACAAGGUAACGACAUCGACAACCUGCGUGUCCGAGACGUGAAGCCGAACUCAGUUCAGUUUUCGUUCAGCAUCCCGCCCGCGCUGGUCGGCCUUCCCGGCCGGACAGAGGUCCUCUACACAGAUAACCCCAGCUUCGGCGCGGAGUCGACCGACUGGGACCGGCGCGUAUUCCAGACACCAUCCGGCCUGCUGGACCGCACCGACUUCGUAUGGACGCUGGGCGACCUGCGGCCAGCCACCACCUACCUCAUGCAGGCCAAGGUGGUGUUCGAGCAGGUCUCCACCAUCCUGCAGAGCAGCAUCGUCGAGUUCCGCACCCGCGAUCCCCCUGAACCCGAGGUGGCGCUGCCGCCCAAGGUGGAGCUGGACGCGGAGCUGCAGGAGCUCGAGGUGGACACGAACUCGGCUGAGAUCCAAUGGCGACGCCUCUCCGACCAGGAGCUCAACUACGUCGACGGCAUCCAGCUGCGCUACAGAGACGUCGAUGUCGACGCGCAGGUGUGGACGAUGACGCCCUUCAUCCACCGUGAGCUGACCUCGUACCGGCUGACCGACCUGAAGCCGGACACCACCUACGAGGUCGACAUCGUACUGAUGCCCUUCACCGACAAACACACCGAGAUGGUCUCCUCGCACUCCAUCCAGAUUCACACGCAGGCAGUUGUCGACCGGUACGCCUUCAACGUCUCUCUGACGAACGUGGAGCCGGGUCCCACCUCGGUGAGGGUCAACUGGACGGGAGUGCCCAAGCCGCAGUACCAGUUCGUCAACGUCUACCGCAUCGUCUACAUCUACGAGAAGGAGCGUGAGGAGAAGCACACCUUCAAACUGGCUAAGACCUCCGAGAGUCCCUCAGUGCUCAUCAAGGGGCUCAAGCCCAGCAGCAAAUACCAGGUGUGGCUGGAGGCCUACCUGAAGAACGGCAAGAAGCAGGUGUCGGAGGUACGCGAGUUCGUCACCAAGCCCGGUCCGAUCGGCAAGGCGGAGGAGAUCCGGGUGGACGCGGCAGGUUUCGGCGGCAAGCUGCAGCCAUCCGACGACUACUACGGAGGUAUGGUGGCUGCUGCCAUCAUCGCCACCAUCGCCAUCCUCCUGUGUCUGUUCCUGGCGUUCCUGCUGGUUCGGAGGCCGCCCAAACCCGCCGAGCCGACAACACCGGCCAGGAAAAACGGGCCCAGCUACGAGAACCCAGCGUUCAAGCCGACGGAGGCGACGGACUCGGCCUCCUCUGAGGGAGGGAGCACGACCAUCACCACCUGACUGACGUGAUGACAACUCCGACCUGGAUAUGAACGGAUCAAAUGGCAACGAGAGGUUCUCAUAAACACGUCUCGCGCAAGACGAGGAGACGUUCCAAAAGACCGCUUUUUAUAUAGACGAUCGGAGGUGAUGUCAAGGUGACUGGACUCUAUGUGGAGCCGCUUCACCAUCCAGUAGGAGACGUUGUAUAGUGGCGUGACUUUAUCACGCGGAGUGACCCAGCUACGCUCCGGGGUGACUUGGUCGUGCCCGGACCUCGCAGUUAGCCGUGCCACGCCCUCAGCCCGGCUGUAGCGUCCUGUGGCGUUCACUAGGAGUCCAGCCGAGCGAAGCAGCAGAUCUCUGGGACCCAAUCACGCGCACCGUGCCAAACACAGCCAGCCGUGCCUCGGCGCGGCGAGUUCGGGGCCAGGACGGAGCGGCGCCGGCCAGCCCGGAACCUCAGCUCCGUCGCGGUGAGCCCUACCGCGGGUCAGCACCUCAGUACAGUGAACCUGUGCCUUCAGCGCGAUCUGACGAGUGAUCAACGAGUGCCUGAACGUGUUGUGCAAUGCUGGUGUCUGGAUGCAUUCCUGGUGGUGCGCGUGAUGAAUGUUUAUGAUGUAUGACGUGGUUCGCUGGUGUGGUGGACGAAGGUAGUAAGUCCAAGUACUUGUAGUAGGGGUUUGCAGGUCAUGUAUUUUGAUACCGAUAAAUGUCAUUCCAUGUUGUAGAUGUGUAUGUAUGUGGCGUUUUCUGGAUGUUAACGAUAUGUUUGUGCUCGUUCGCUCUGGCAUAUAAUGCCUUUUGUAUGCCCCAUCUUCCUUGGACAUGAAGUUGACCGUGAAAGAAAUGGGUCGACCACGGACCAGUAAUAGUUCGCGCGCCUUUUGCUCCAUGACGCGGAAGGCGAAUAACCCUGCCGGCCGCGCAUCCGUUGUUGUUUUUUACGUCUGCUUUAAGCUCUCUCGCAGUGAAGGCUGAGUGUGUAUUCCGACUAGCAAAAGAGCACAUGGGUACUUACUUUUAACCUCCAUGGAAGGAACACACCAGCCGUUGUUACCUGACUUAUUAUGUGUGUGAUCAAAUACAGUGUACUGUAGAAAAAGA